Molecule: messenger RNA, 1486 nt
Organism: Odontomachus brunneus
Lineage: Eukaryota; Metazoa; Arthropoda; Insecta; Hymenoptera; Formicidae
Gene: Sergef
Product: secretion-regulating guanine nucleotide exchange factor
Exons: 5
Coding region: 108-1271 (387 amino acids)
Source: RefSeq, a predicted model, not a curated record
UACGCCAAUAAUUGUCGAACGCCAUCUGCGUACGGUAAAGGACGGAUUAUGAAUACGGAAGAAUCACUAUUCCAAGUCGCACGAGCGAAGACACACUAUCUUCGACGAUGUCUACAUAUAAGCUAAUCUCAUGGGGUGCAAACUCGCACGGUCAACUGGGACAAGGUGUGUCAUCCGAACAAUGCCUCUUACCUCAAGAGAUCGAUUUAUCCGAAUGCGGCCUCAAGCCGGAAUCGGCGAGGAAAAUCGUUGGUGGUGGCGGACACACGUUGAUACUGGACACAGAAGGUCGAGUUUACUCCUGCGGACGAAACGACAAAGGACAAACUGGAAUCUCAGAUUCGGAGCUAACGAAUAUUCUAACGUUUCGGAGACUUCCUCUCGACAAUAAGACAAUAGUCGACGUAUGCUGCGGAUGGGACAGUUCCGCGGCAUUGACGAACGACGGUGACUUGUACCUUUGGGGUUCCAAUCGUUACGGACAGCUGGGCGACGACCCGUCAACUCAUUCGUCGACUUCGUUGCCUAUACGUACCAUUCGGUCGGGAAAAGUUAGACGCGUUUCCAUGGGUUUGCGGCACACCGCUGCGGUAACGGAUAAUGGUAACGUUUUAGUUUGCGGGGCGAACAGCAAAGGACAAUUGGGUCUAACUAAUGCGGAGAACAAGCAGUCUCGUGACGCUCGGCAUUGUUUCACCGCAAUUCCAGGAUUGAUGGAUGUAGAAGAUGUCGCGUGUGGCGAGCAUCACACCGUAGUCGCGAGACUGCACGGAGGCGUGUACGCCACGUAUUUCUUCGGCGACAACAAGCACGGACAGGCAGGACUCGAUCCUCGGGAAUACAUGCGAAUCUGUUCCGCACACCAUUCAGUGUAUUGCGAUUUACGACUCGGCGCGCCGAUUCACAUCCACGCAGGGUGGAGUCACACAAAUAUCUUGAACGAUGGCGUCGUUUAUUCAUGGGGAAGAAAUAGUUACGGUCAACUAGGUCGCGGGAAAUUAGAGGAAACGGGAUGUGGUUUCUGGAAAAUGCAACGUGUGGAGAAUCUCCCGAGAAUCGUUCAACUUUCAGUCGGAUCGGAGCAUAACGUCGCCUUAGCCGAGGGUGGAGCGAUAUUCUGCUGGGGCUGGAACGAGCAUGGGAACUGCGGUAACGGGAACACGAAAGACGUUCUGUUACCGGAACCUCUAUCACUUCCACACGAUUUUAUCGGCGUUCUCGUCGGUUCUGGCGCGGGACAUUCUUUCGCUGUAAUAAAAAAUAUUACCUGAUCGCAGUAGUAUAAUAUAAAUUCACUCUAGAUAACUUUUGACUAAUUUUUCCUUACACCAGAAAAUCUCGUAUAAAUUUCGUAAAAUUUAUACGAGAUAUAUCUAUAUAUCUAUAAAUAUUAUCGCAUUAAUAAGUCGUACAAAUUACACAAAACAUCUUCUGAGAAUCUACCUGUAAGAAGAAAAUAAGAAAAAUAUACAGCAACACACAUGCA